UGCAACACGCCCGAUGCGUUGCGCCGCGUGGAGGGCAGAUAUAUAGCAGGGUCUACAUGUUACCGAGCCAGUCUCUCCAACAUGCCCGUCGACACCAUCCUUGUAGGUUUCUCUGUCAACCGUUCGUGCACUACGAAUGAAGAUGAACGGAAAACGUUACUGGACAACGUGGAAAGUGUCUUAGGCGAUUACCUUCCGUUAUUGAAGUUUCAGAGAAGUAUGCAAGUUGGUGACAUCUUUGUAUCAGUGUAUACAGCGGAUAGAGACUCUAUAGUGAGUGUCAAAUGUUUUUCGGCGGGUGGUGUGAUUUGUGCUAUCGAGUAUUACAAGGAGGACAACGAGAAACCACUUCUCAAUUUUGAGUGUAUUCGGAAACUUGAGCAAAGUUUAAUCAAGAAAUGUCAUGGCAAAAGGAGCAAUGCCUUUCCGGCCAUAGAACUUGGAGCUGUUGUCGACAGAUACUUCACAGCAGCAGAUGACCGUAUUUUGGAAUAUGACAUUGACAGUAUUGUAUAUGAAACUACUUCGCCUUAUCAGAGAAUAAGAAUUAUGCAUUCUCGAACACUUGGAAAUUUACUUGUUCUGGAUGAACAUCAGAAUUUGGCUGAAAGUGAUCUGAUAUACACAGAAACAUUAAUGCAGCGAGGGAAGGAAAAUUAUGAAGGAAAAGAGAUAGUUAUUUUGGGUGGAGGAGAUGGAGCUCUUUUAUGGGAACUUUUGAAAGAGAAACCAAAGUUUGUUACAAUGGUAGAGAUUGAUGAGCAGGUGAUGCAGGCAUGUCAGAAACAUCUUCGCUCUUGUUGUGGUAACUGUCUAGAUCAGUAUAAAGGAGAGAACUAUGAGAUUAUUGUUGAUGACUGUGUAAAAGUACUUGAGAAAUUCAUCAAAGAAGGCAAGAAAUUUGACUAUGUGUUUGCUGACCUUACUGACAUACCACUAUCGUCAACACCACAAGGAGAACUGUGGGAUUUCAUCAGGCUAAUUUUAAAUAUCUCAUUCAAAGUUCUAAAACGAACGGGAAAGUACAUGACUCAUGCCAAUGGAGUGUCAUGCCCAAGUGCUCUCAGUAUGUUUGAGUCACAACUUAAACAGCUUCCCGUACCAGUGAAAUUUACACGUGACCAGGCCUUUGUACCAUCAUUUAUGGAAGACUGGGUCUUCUACCAGGUGCAGCCAAUAUGCAGAUAGCUUUCAACACAGACCAUUUAUGUAAAUCCGUGGACAUUCUAUCUGCUACAGCUUGAUCUUAAGUUCAAUGUUAUAAAGCAGUGAAGCAUUCUACAUUGUGAAAUGGUUUAAGUGAAGUAAUGUAAGUUACAUUACAUGAAACAAAAUAUUUUGUUCAGUAUUAUAGAUGUAGCACAUUUUUGUGUUAAAUUGACUGAUUUUAUAUGAUUAAAAUAAACAGUAAAUACUAUACACUGUGUAAAUUUAUUUAAAAGUUAAAAUUCUCAUAAGGAUUCAUACUAAACUGCAUAAGAAAGGAACAGAGAGUCAUGAGUGCAGUGAAAGUUUUUGAUGCCAAUUGUUUGGUAACAGUUCAGAAAAGCAAGUGUAGUGCUCUUGGUUUUGGUUGUCUCUGUCACCUUUACUAGUUAUAAUGUGUUUUGAAUCAUGGGACAUUGUAUCAUUUAUGUUCCUACAUUUUCUAGGGUGAUUUAAUCUCAAAUCAUACAGGUCAUGUCUACUUGUGCUCAUGAAUUCCUCUGGAAAAAAUAUAUAUUAGACUCUAUGUCGUAAGUGUUAAAGAAAUAAAGUAUUUUCAUUUUAUCUUAAUUUUUGUAAGUGCUAUCGCCCUUUGAAAAAUGUAUAUUUUGUAAAUAAUUCUUAAAACAGUUGAGAGCAAAAAAGAAAUAUAACUAAUAAACCAAAAGUGCUGGAGACCUGGGAGAUGUUUUGUAUUACAGCUCCCUCUUAGUGUGUUGAAAUUUAGUUGAUACCCAAACACUAACGGGCUUCCUUUAACUUACAAAUUUAAGACAAAAAUAUGUAAUUUAAGUUAAUUUUUUC
Molecule: messenger RNA, 2010 nt
Organism: Schistocerca nitens (vagrant locust)
Lineage: Eukaryota; Metazoa; Arthropoda; Insecta; Orthoptera; Acrididae
Product: spermine synthase-like
Exons: 8
Coding region: 82-1188 (368 amino acids)
Biological process (GO): spermine biosynthetic process
Molecular function (GO): spermine synthase activity
Source: RefSeq, a predicted model, not a curated record